Balaenoptera ricei (Rice's whale) is the source of this 1515-nucleotide messenger RNA. It is a transcript of the gene GDAP1, whose product is annotated as ganglioside induced differentiation associated protein 1. Gene Ontology annotation, biological process: mitochondrial fusion; mitochondrial fission. Gene Ontology annotation, cellular component: mitochondrial outer membrane. Lineage: Eukaryota; Metazoa; Chordata; Mammalia; Artiodactyla; Balaenopteridae. The record is from RefSeq and is a predicted model, not a curated record. The coding region runs from base 28 to 1104 and encodes 358 amino acids. The transcript is spliced from 6 exons.
GCCCUCCCGCGCUCGCGCAUCCCCGAAAUGGCCCGGAGGCAGGACGAGCAGAGAGGGGGAGCGCCCUUGAUGGCGGAAGGCAAGUCGGACGCGGAGGUUAAGCUCAUUCUGUACCACUGGACGCAUUCCUUCAGCUCUCAAAAGGUGCGCUUGGUAAUUGCUGAAAAGGCAUUGAAGUGCGAGGAACAUGAUGUAAGUCUGCCCCUGAGUGAGCACAAUGAACCCUGGUUUAUGCGUUUGAACUCAACUGGAGAAGUGCCCGUCCUUAUCCACGGGGAAAACAUUAUUUGUGAGGCCACUCAGAUCAUUGAUUAUCUUGAACAGACUUUCCUGGAUGAAAAAACACCCAGGUUAAUGCCUGAUAAAGGAAGCAUGUAUUACCCACGGGUACAACAUUAUCGAGAACUACUUGACUCCUUGCCCAUGGAUGCCUAUACACACGGCUGCAUUUUACAUCCCGAGCUAACUGUGGACUCCAUGAUCCCAGCUUAUGCAACAACAAGGAUUCGCAGCCAAAUUGGUAACACAGAGUCUGAACUGAAAAAACUUGCUGAAGAAAACCCAGAUUUACAAGAGGCGUACAUUGCAAAACAGAAGCGACUUCAAUCAAAGCUCCUUGACCACGACAAUGUCAAAUACUUGAAGAAAAUUCUUGAUGAAUUGGAGAAAGUCUUGGAUCAGGUUGAAACUGAGUUGCAAAGAAGAAAUGAAGAAACCCCAGAAGAGGGCCGCCAGCCAUGGCUCUGCGGGGAAUCCUUCACCUUGGCUGACAUCUCGCUUGCUGUUACACUGCAUCGACUGAAGUUCCUGGGGUUUGCGAGGAGAAACUGGGGAAAUGGAAAGCGACCGAACUUGGAAACCUAUUACGAGCGUGUCUUGAAGAGAAAAACAUUUAACAAGGUUUUAGGACAUGUCAACAAUAUAUUAAUCUCUGCGGUGUUGCCAACCGCAUUCCGCGUGGCCAAGAAAAGGGCCCCAAAAGUUCUUGGCACCAUCCUUGUGGUUGGUUUUCUUGCAGGAAUGGGAUAUUUUGCUUUUAUGCUUUUCAGAAAGAGACUUGGCAGCAUGAUAUUAGUGCUCAGACCCAGACCAAAUUAUUUCUAGGCUUGUGGGGAUCUAGUGGCGGCAACUCAUCUAGCCAUUCAACUAGAUCCUUCUCCACUCUUCCAGGCCCAGUGAACAAUGACCCUGGGCAGCUAGUAAAAAGCAUAAUUUACUUUACUCUUUGGCUAGUUUAUGCAGGGAGAGGAGGCAAUGAAGAUGUCUUUGUGGGCUGGUAACUUUGAGAGGACUUAUUUGCAAACCUGAACUAAUUCAUCCUUAAAACAUGUGCAAAGUCAAGAUAUGUGAAUGCUGACAGGUAGAGAGUAGACCUUUCGCUCAAAAUGUCAGUUCAAGUUCUGGGUUAUUUUGGGGGAGAAGUUUAUUAUUAUGAGCAGACAGUAAUAAUAACCUAUGAUUGCCCGUAGCUCUUCAUCUGAGACUGUCUGGGUAUGUUGAGUGUUGAAUAGUUAG